Messenger RNA from Hermetia illucens (black soldier fly), 1939 nucleotides. RefSeq names its product F-box/LRR-repeat protein 3-like. The coding region runs from base 468 to 1757 and encodes 429 amino acids. NCBI's taxonomy places the organism in Eukaryota, Metazoa, Arthropoda, Insecta, Diptera, Stratiomyidae. Gene Ontology annotation, biological process: SCF-dependent proteasomal ubiquitin-dependent protein catabolic process. Gene Ontology annotation, cellular component: SCF ubiquitin ligase complex. The transcript has 4 exons. The record is from RefSeq and is a predicted model, not a curated record.
AUAAGCUUCGCUCCUGGGAUGGAAGUAAUCAAUUAUGGAGUUGCCAAGGAAAUCCUACGCAAAGUGCGACCGUUUUCUAAUAAUUGAUGCAGUUCCGACUAUUUCACUAGUAACAGGAACACACCAAUUGGGUAUAAAAAUAGAAUAAACAAUUGUUAGCGCAGAAAAUUUUAUCACAUUUACCACGUAUCUUCGAUCUUAUUUGUUCAUUAUCAAUAGAUAUGAAACCAUCCCACCUGCAAACUUCCCGGAGAGUGUCAGAUUAUCAAUAUGGGAUUAUGCUCAGAUAAACAAAAACCAAAUCUGAGCGUCUUCAGUUUUACGUGUGAUUCAUAGCAUACAACUAGUCACCGCAGAGCCAAUGAUCUUCAUUAACUCUUCAUUUCCAUUGAGUUUUCUUGAUUCAGAUUACAAAAAAGUUGACUCGAGAAGUACCAACUGAUCCGGGCUUUCUAUCAGAACAAAAGAUGAGUUCCAGCGAAAAAACAGGUUUGCAUCUUGAAGAUCUUAAUUACGACUGUCUUGCGUACAUCCUAUCCUUUACGACAUGGCUAGAAAGGUUAUAUCUCGAACAGCUCUCUACUCGGUUUCAGCCUCUAGUCAAAGAUAACUUUAACGCAGGAGAGACAUUUGACUUGGAUGAUAUCAUUGAAAAGGCCUCAAUUGAUGACACCAAAACAUUUCUUUCAAGACAUGGCUCUCAAAUAAAGAAAAUAUCAUGCAAAAGUUUGAAAAGCGUAAACUACCUCCCUUACAUUGAGCUAAUUCCGGAAUACUGUAACAAUCUAGAAGAGCUUGUCUUUCAUCAACUUGUGAAUAUUUCAUAUAAAGGAUACUCCAGGAUAUUUCGCGCGAAUCCCAAUUUGCAGAAAAUCGAUCUUACAGACUGCUUCCACAUAACUGAUCGGGUUUGCGCACAGAUCGCGCAGUUGCAUCAUCUAACGCACUUGAAUUUGAGUAACAAUUGGAAGUUCACCGGGAAACACUUGGAAAAACUUAAAAAUCUAAAGGAGCUUCUUCUUAACAGAUGUGCCAUCAGAUCCGAAUGCAUGAUAAGCAUUUGUAAGGCAGUGCAGUUGAAGAAACUUGAUAUCACCUUGUGCAACGGCUUGGACGAGGAAACUUACCUGACCAUUGUUGAAACUCAGAAUGAACUUGAAACGCUGAUUAUAAGUGACACUUAUGAAGCCAUGUCCGAAAUAUUGAUGGGACUAAAAAAUCUGAAUCAUCUUGAAAUUCGCUUCAACAAUGAUACGAACCUUCUAGGCGUCCUUGUUGAGAAAAAAUCAAAAACAUUGGAGACAUUGACCUUAAAUAGUUUCGGGACGGUUUCACCAUUUGUUAAGGAUCAAAUAUCAAAACUAUCGAACAUCCGAGUUUUGCAACUUCAUACUCAUUCGGAUUUACAAAACCAGUUUGUGGAUGAUGAGUAUCUUUUGGAAAUUGCCAAAAAUUGCUCGGAAUUGCGACAGUUCAUUUGCCCUCGUGCAGGACUUGUGACUGUAGAAGGUGUAGCGGCAUUCGUUAGCUUUGCCACUAAUUUGGAAAAAGUAAACUUUUCGUACUGUGACUUAACUGAGCAAGUAUAUGAUGAUAUCGUUAAAAUAUUGGAAAAGGAAGUUGGACUCAGAAAACCAUUGAGGCUUUGUGUUUACGGCACAAAAAUUAGCCCAGACUUUAUCAAGACUUCUGAAUAUCGGUCACAUAGGCACCUCCUUACUUUAUGUUUUGAUGAUCACUAUUCUCGAAAAUUAUGAAGCAAGAAAGUGGUCUAAUUAUAUCAACUUUUAAUUGUUACUGAUUAUCUAAUUCUUACGUAUCUAAAAAUGGAUUUGAAAUUUCCGAAAGUCGACUUUUGUGGACCUAAGCUAAUGAUAGGAUAUUUGAACAGUAACAACAAAUAUUGAAAGCAUUUUAAUAAAGUUCUAAUAAAAAUAAU